Pyricularia oryzae 70-15 is the source of this 225-nucleotide messenger RNA. RefSeq lists its product as uncharacterized. Bases 1 to 225 code for a protein of 74 amino acids. Lineage: Eukaryota; Fungi; Ascomycota; Sordariomycetes; Magnaporthales; Pyriculariaceae. The record is from RefSeq and is a predicted model, not a curated record. The transcript has 2 exons.
AUGCAAGUCACGCACCCGGGUGCCCGGCACGUGCAGGCGUUCUCAAGAGGCACGGUACAACGGAAUGCUGAGACAAGCCCCAACGACUGCCGCGUUGGCAGUAAAGUCUCCAACUCCAACGGUUCAUUUUGGAGGGUUCCCUUGGUGCAGCAUCUGGAGGGAGUGGGCCUAGAAGAUUGUCCGACUUACUACAGACCCAGCUUGCUAGGCACGCCAGAAAACUAG